Messenger RNA from Melozone crissalis (California towhee), 5778 nucleotides. It is a transcript of the gene NAA15, whose product is annotated as N-alpha-acetyltransferase 15, NatA auxiliary subunit. Gene Ontology annotation, cellular component: NatA complex; cytoplasm. The record is from RefSeq and is a predicted model, not a curated record. Gene Ontology annotation, biological process: N-terminal peptidyl-methionine acetylation. Gene Ontology annotation, molecular function: protein binding; protein-N-terminal amino-acid acetyltransferase activity. The transcript is spliced from 20 exons. Lineage: Eukaryota; Metazoa; Chordata; Aves; Passeriformes; Passerellidae. Bases 66 to 2663 code for a protein of 865 amino acids.
CCCGCCCGCCCACUCAGUCUCCUCCUCGGAACCCCUCGGCGGCGCCGGAGCCGGCGGCGGGGAGGAUGCCGUCCGUGAGCCUGCCGCCCAAGGAGAACGCGCUCUUCAAGCGCAUUCUGAGGUGUUAUGAACAUAAGCAGUAUAGAAAUGGGCUGAAGUUCUGUAAACAGAUCCUUUCCAAUCCCAAGUUUGCAGAACAUGGAGAAACCUUGGCAAUGAAAGGACUGACACUGAACUGUCUAGGGAAGAAAGAGGAGGCUUAUGAACUUGUGCGCAGAGGCCUGAGGAAUGACCUGAAGAGUCAUGUCUGUUGGCACGUCUAUGGCCUUCUUCAGAGGUCAGACAAGAAGUAUGAUGAAGCUAUCAAAUGCUACAGAAAUGCACUGAAAUGGGACAAAGACAAUCUUCAAAUCCUGAGAGACCUUUCUCUGCUACAGAUUCAAAUGAGGGAUCUUGAAGGGUACAGGGAAACAAGAUACCAGUUGCUUCAGCUCCGACCCGCACAGCGAGCAUCAUGGAUCGGUUAUGCCAUCGCUUACCAUUUGCUGGAAGACUACGAAAUGGCAGCAAAAAUUUUAGAGGAAUUUAGGAAGACACAGCAGACAUCACCUGACAAAGUGGACUAUGAGUACAGUGAGCUGCUGCUCUAUCAAAACCAAGUCCUCCGGGAAGCAGGGCUUUUUAAAGAAGCCUUGGAGCAUCUUUGUACCUAUGAAAAGCAGAUCUGUGAUAAACUGGCUGUUGAAGAAACUAAAGGAGAACUCCUGCUUCAGCUUGGCAGACUUGAAGAAGCAGUUGAUGUGUACAAGGGACUGCAAGAAAGAAAUCCUGAAAACUGGGCUUAUUACAAAGGCUUAGAAAAGGCACUUAAGCCAGCUAAUAUGAUGGAGAGACUAAAGAUCUAUGAGGAGGCCUGGACUAAAUACCCAAGGGGACUAGUUCCAAGAAGAUUACCAUUAAACUUUUUGUCUGGUGAAAAGUUCAAGGAAUGUCUAGACAAGUUCUUAAGGAUGAAUUUCAGCAAAGGUUGCCCACCAGUCUUCAACACUUUGAGGUCAUUAUAUAAAGACAAAGAGAAGGUGGCAAUCAUAGAAGAGCUCGUGAUAGGUUAUGAAACCUCUCUAAGAAGCUGCAGGUUAUUUAACCCAAAUGAUGAUGGUAAAGAAGAACCUCCAACCACUUUACUCUGGGUCCAGUAUUACUUGGCUCAGCAUUAUGAUAAAAUUGGACUGCCAUCCCUGGCUCUAGAAUAUAUAAAUGCUGCUAUAGAAAGUACUCCCACUUUGAUAGAACUCUUCCUUGUGAAGGCAAAAAUCUAUAAGCAUGCUGGAAAUAUUAAAGAAGCUGCAAGGUGGAUGGAUGAAGCUCAGGCUUUGGACACAGCAGACAGAUUUAUCAACUCCAAAUGUGCAAAAUAUAUGUUGAAAGCAAACUCCAUUAAAGAAGCUGAAGAAAUGUGUUCUAAGUUUACACGGGAAGGAACCUCGGCAGUAGAGAACCUUAAUGAAAUGCAGUGCAUGUGGUUUCAGACAGAAUGUGCACAAGCCUACAAGGCAAUGAACAAAUUUGGAGAAGCACUUAAGAAAUGCCAUGAAAUUGAGAGACACUUUGUAGAAAUCACGGAUGACCAGUUCGACUUCCACACCUACUGCAUGAGGAAGAUCACCCUCAGGUCUUAUGUGGAUUUGUUAAAACUAGAAGAUGUGCUUCGACAACACCCCUUCUACUUCAAAGCAGCACACAUUGCCAUAGAAAUCUACUUGAAACUUCAUGAUAAUCCCCUAACAGAUGAGAAUAAAGAGCAUGAGGCUGACACAGCAAACAUGUCUGACAAGGAGCUAAAGAAGCUACGAAAUAAGCAGAGAAGAGCCCAGAAGAAAGCACAACUGGAGGAGGAGAAGAAAAAUGCUGAGAAGGAGAAGCAACAGAGGAAUCAGAAAAAGAAGAAGGAUGAUGAUGAUGAAGAAAUUGGAGGACCGAAAGAGGAACUGAUCCCUGAGAAACUGGCAAAGGUUGAAGCACCUUUGGAAGAAGCCAUUAAAUUUUUAACACCCUUGAAGAAUUUAGUGAAGAACAAAAUAGAGACUCAUCUUUUUGCCUUUGAGAUUUAUUUUCGAAAAGAGAAGUUCCUUCUGAUGCUUCAGUCUGUGAAGAGAGCCUUUGCCAUUGAUUCCAGUCAUCCUUGGCUCCACGAGUGCAUGAUUCAUCUCUUCAGCAGUGUAUCUGAAAGUAAGGAUCUGCCUGAUGCUGUUAGAACAGUGUUAAACCAAGAAAUGAAUCGGCUUUUUGGAGCAACUAAUCCAAAGAACUUCAAUGAAGCUUUCCUUAAAAGGAACUAUGACUCACUGCCACAUAGGUUAUCAGCUGCCAAAAUGAUGUACUACUUAGACCCUUCCAGUCAGAAAAGGGCAGUGGAACUGGCAAUGACCCUGGAUGAAUCCCUUAUUAACAGAAAUCUUCAGACUUGUAUGGAGGUAUUAGAAGCUUUAUGUGACGGUAGCCUUGGAGACUGUAAAGAAGCAUCUGAAACUUACAGAGCAAAUUGUCAUAAGCUUUUCCCUUAUGCUUUGGCUUUCAUGCCCCCUGGAUAUGAAGAGGAUAUGAAGAUCACAGUUAAUGGAGAUAGUUCUGCAGAACCUGAAGAACUGGCCAAUGAAAUAUGAACAACUUUAUUGCAAAAAAAAUGACGUUGGACCAUAUCUGGUGUAUAAUAUUUUUGUCACGCACCUGCUGAAUUGUUCUAACUUACACAAAGAACAGAAGGAAAAAAAACCCCGUUGCCUUCAAAUAGUUUUACUUUUUUUUAUCCUGCUGACAAAGUAUAUAUAUAAAAUAUCUAACAUAUUACUGGUUAUAGGUUGUUUGGUUUCUUAAAAAUUAAAAGCUGCUAAAAUUGAAAAAAAAGGAAAAAAUAAACAACCCUUUUCCUCACCUACCCAUCCAUGUUUUUAAACUAAUUUAUAUGAGACCUGGAGGUGUAUAGCCCUCAGAGCAGGUGUGUGGCAGAAAUAUUAAAUUUAAAUUUGUCUUGUGAGAUUACUGUUAUCUCAGACAGCAAAACUGCUGUUUUAGCACUGGAUUCUUUCACUGAGCACAAAGAGUUGAUGGGGCUUUAGCAUCUGACUGAUUUUGAUACGGGGGAUGAUUGUGUCCAUAGGAAGUAUGCAAUGUGAAUCAGAAUAUAGAGAGAAACCCGCAACAUACUUGUUACGUUGGGGUGCUUGGACAUACGGAUAUCAACCAGAAUUAAGAAACAUAGUGUGUUCAAUAAGCUUGUUGUGUCUCUGAAAUUCACUGUACACGAUCAGUUCGGUGUUCUUGCACCACAGUUUUUACCUGAAGGAAGGAACCAGUUACAAUGGUCUCUCUUGGAAUUAAACUCGGGGUGGGGAGGGGAGAAUCAGCAUUGCUGUUCUUGAGAUGAACUUAUUGGCAUAGGUUGGCCAAACUUUUUAAAACUGUAAUGCAAGAACCAAAUAAAAUUAUGCACUGUGAUGUGGCACCAAUUAGAAAGAUCGCAUGCAUUUUUCACGUAGAGUGAAAACAAAAUGAGAACAUACUAUGGCUUGAAGUUGCAAAGAGGAAAACUCCUGACUACCAUUUUGACUGAUCAAGAGACUAAUAGAUUAAAACCUCAGCAGGCCUUGUUCACGUUAUGCAGAAAAAAAAAAAAGUGCUGCAGUUUAGAUACCUCUGGAACUUUUCCACAGUGUCACAGGUUUGUAAUACUUGAAGCCCUACAUUUCUAAGAAUAUAUUUCUUGCUCAGUUGUUUCAGGCAAGCCCAAGACUUUGUAACUUUUAAGGGGCCCAAGAUUUUUUUUUCAAUAACAGACCAGCUUCUUAUUCCUGCAGUUACAGAUGUAAUUUCCUUUGUCAAACAUAAGGUACCAAAUAUAAUGCAAUAAAACGUUUUGAAAAACACCUGUGUGAAUAUUCCAACCGAUCUAUGUUGUACUUGGACAGUGAAUGGGUUUGCUGGAGUGCAGCUCAGGGCUGGCUCACUGUGCUGUCCACUCAUGCUAACAGUGUCGCUGCUGAUGAUGGGUGGUCAUUGAGUAUAAAGUGCAAAUGCAUUCUGUGUAAAUACUGAAUGUCUGGGAAGUCCUAUAACAAAAUGCUUUGCUACUCGGCUUCUAAGUUCCACCAGUGUUUCCAAGUCAAGCUUCAGUCUAGAAGUCUACUGUGUUAAUAAUAUAGAUAAGUACUCAAAUGUUUUCUUUUGUAGGCUCAUCAUAUAAAACAGAGUAGAAAUAAACUACAGCUUACAAAGUGAGUGCCUUCUUUGCUGCAGGAGUUCAGUUACAGAGUAUCUGUUUUGUGGAUACACAGCCUUCCUCUUCCACAUAGUGGAAUUCAGUGAUUGACAUGUACAGUUAAGAGAUCCUGGAGGACUUGCUGGGGUUUGUAGAUUCCUAAGUGUCAGAACAACAGGCUUUUCUUCAUUGUGUCUUCAUCUCCCCUUCUUUUCAUGGCUAGCCUAUCCUGGUGUAUGUUUGCAGUAUAGUUCCCAUCACGAGUGUGGGUUGCUGUAUUUGUAUAUUUACCUGCUGGGCUUUUAGGGACUGGAAUACCAACAGAGCCUUUAAGUGACUCGAGUAUUGAUGUCUUGAUCUCAGUGGUUUCUGCAGCCUGAGGUACUUGGACUGCAUGUCUUCUGCAACUCCUGGAGAUGGUUCAGUCUUGCCUACACAAGCUGUGAGAUUUUGGCCUUGCCUCUUGAGUAUUGUUGCCCAUUUCUCGGCUGCUGGAGGCAGAUGAGUGCUCACUUGUAACAGAUUGUGAAUUGCAUCAAGCAAAUGCUUUUUUUUCCAGAUACUGGGGGUUUUGGGUGCUGCCUAUAAAUGGGAUUAUUUCUUUUACUUUUUCAAUGCCUGUUUUUGGGUUGAAAUGGAUGAACUAAAAGCUGGAAGUUACUCGUUGUCUUUAAUUGUGCAAAUGGGGAAAAGGAUGCUUCAGUGGGCCUUCCAGAAGUCCUCAUCUACACAUCUAUUUUGAUUUUCCCAAAGACACUUCAUAGCCUUGCUGAAAGGCAUGCACACUGCUUCAGAGAUGGUGCUUUUGGAUUAAAGAGGGUACUCAUCCCCUUCCAGAAGACUGCAAGCCCAGGACAGAAAACUAAGCCAAGAGUUUGCCUGAAAAUGGAGGUUCUUUAACUGGCAAAGAAAUUGUUAUUCCUUCAUCUUCACAUCUGUUCUGUUAGAUGCAAGACUGACUUCUGAGGAAGAGCUUUUAGAGCUGGAAAUGAAGUUGAAAUCCAGUGCACUGAGUCUUCUUUGGUAGCACAGAGUGCUAUGUUGCAGUGGAAGCUUUCCUUUGUGUGCUGAGAUCCCAAAUUGUAAUCUCUGGUGCUGGGCUGCCAGAGCAGGGGAGCAGGGAGUGCAGUUGUGGUCAGUGACCUACAGCAUUGGCAUGACACAAUUUAGUUUGAUUCUUCAUGAUUUUCACUGGAGAAGGAAAAUGUCACCAUCAGUGGAGCCACUGGUGAUGACACACGAUAUGGGUAUCUUUCCUGGGUACAAAAAAAUUUCUGACAUUAAAUUUUGCCUAGAUAAGAGAAGAUGGUGCACACUGCAUGAAGCAGUGCCAGAGUUAUUCAUGGGCUUAAAUUGUAGGGAACUGGAAGUUGUGGUUUUCCCUGUGAUGGUGGGUUAGGUACUUGCUUCCUCCGUGUAGAGAGCAAAGCAUGCAGGCGCAUGUGUGAACAAGCAGGUAAAAUAGCCUCAAAAUUACCUAUUCUGUAAUUAAUUUCUUUGCAUAUUAAAUGCCUUAAAAUCUA